Molecule: messenger RNA, 2312 nt
Organism: Caenorhabditis sp. 36 PRJEB53466
Lineage: Eukaryota; Metazoa; Nematoda; Chromadorea; Rhabditida; Rhabditidae
Source: the annotation of a GenBank genome assembly
AUGAAGUUCGACGACUUCCUCUUUACCUACUUGGGUGAAAUGGGCAAAUACCAAAAGAUCCAAUUUUUGCUCGUUUGUCUUCCGACGAUCGUCGUCUCGAUGCACGCACUCUCAUGGACAUUCGCAUCCGUAGACACCCCUUACAGGUAAGUACAUUAAAAUGAAUAUGAAAAAAAGGUUUUCGAAUUUUGCAGAUGUCGUUUACCGCAAGAUCCGCAGCAGCCGACCUACUACACAAAAGCGCUGAAUUUCACGAAAUGUACGAACGACGCGGACGCAAAUGUGCCGAUUGGAAAGUUCGGAGAACCCGGAAUCACAGUAAUUUCACAAAACUUGCUUAUUUUUCGCUAAAAGUCAAUAAUUUAAGUGCCACUACGAGCGCUGUUCACUUCCGGACAACGGAACAUGCAGCGAGCACGUUUUCGACCAUUCCAAAGUCGAAUACACGGCUGUGCAGAGAGUGAGUUUGGGGAGAAUCGCGUUCUACCGCACGUCUCGGAUUUGUCCGGUUUCUUGGGAAAAACGAUUCGAAGACCAUUAUUUUGUGUAAUUUACUCGAAAAAUCAGGCAAGUUGAGUUUUCCCACGCUUUUUGUGUGGUUUAAAAACUUUGUUAAAUGUGCGGUAGAGCGUUUUCGUCAUUUUCAUCACAAACAAUCAUUCCGCUCGUUUUUCAGUGGGAAAUCACGUGCGACCGUUCGUGGAUUAAAGCGACGAUUCAGGCGGCGUACUACGUCGGCCAAAUGGCCGGCUCGAUGACUUUCGGCGUGCUCGGCGACCGGAUUGGCCGCAAAAAAGUGUUUUUCCUGGCGAUUCUCAUUCAGAUCACGUGCGCCUACCUCAUCGCCGUCGCCCCGUUCUGGUGGCUUUACGCGAUCGCCAGAGCCGGCACCGGAUUCUCGCACCCCGGCAUUUUUGUGAUCGCCGUCGUCAUCGGCAUGGAACUCGUCGGACCGCAGUACCGAAAGUUGGCUUCCGUCAUCACCGGACUCUUUUUCGCGUUGGGACAGGUGAGCAAUUCGAAAAAAUCCGUUUUUUUUAACCAUUUUAUCAAUCAAUGAAAGUUUGGGCGUUAUUCUUGCGUCAAAAGUGCGUUAGAGCGCUCGUGCAUUUUUAAAAGACCAUCGAAUCUUCAAAACUUGACGAAUUUGGGCUCAAAUUCAAAAUUUGCAGGUAUUCCUCGGAAUCGAGGCGAUCUUCUUCACCAACUACCAAAUUUUGCACGUGGUAAUCGCCUCGCCGGCCCUUCUUUUCCUCUCCUACUGGUGGCUCGUUCCGGAGAGCGCUCGCUGGCUCGUCUCGCAAAAACGGUACGAGGAGGCGGACGCGGUGCUUCAAAAGGCCGCCAAAAUCAACGGAGCCGAACUGCCGGAGAACUGGUGGGAGCAGCUGGACGACGCGAAUUCGGGCGGCUCGUCGGGCUCCGGAAGCAAAAGACUGACCGGUGCCGAUCUGUUCAAGACGCCCGAGCUGAGGAAGCGAACGCUCGUCGUCUUCUUCUUGUGGCCCGUCAUUUCGAUGGUCUACUACGGAAUGGCGAUGAAGGCGAACGUGCUCGGCGGCGAUAUCUACGUCAAUUUCAUCUUCGCCGCACUCGUCGAAAUCCCCGCCCUUUUCAUCGUUUAUCUUCUCAUUGAUAGGUUCGAAAAAGCUGCAAAACCUCGCCUAAAACCUUGAUUUACUCUAGAAUCGGCCGUCGUUUCAUUCUGGCUGGCGGUCUGUUCAUUGCCGGCGCGUGUCUUCUUAUCAACUGGUUGAUGGGCGACAACGGUUAGUCUUCUUUUUUAAAUUUUCCUCCUCUUGCUUUUUCGUCAUUCUGGCCGAGCGGUCUGAAGGGCGCAGGUUCGAAUCCUGCGAAUGGCAGACUCCUUUUUUGUUUUCAGUCCAACUCUGGAUGGCCGUCACUCAAAUGGCCUUCACGAAGGGAUCCAUCACGGGCGUCUACGCGGCCAUAUACACCUACUCGCCUGAACUUUUUCCGACUGUCAUCCGAAACACUGCCAUGGGAUUCUGCUCCACAAUUGCGAGAGUCGGAGCAAUAGCCGCCAGCUACAUUUCCAUGUGGAUUGUGAGCAAAGAUCGAUAAUUUCUGUACGUAAAACUAUUUUUUAGGCGGAGCAGUUCGGAAAGGUGUUCAUGAUCAUCCCAUUCGGAAUCAUGGCCGUUUCGGCAGCUCUUCUGACUCUCAUCUUCUUGCCAGAGACCAUGGGAAAACCUCUUCCGGAAAGUAUCGAAGAGAUCGAAGAAGGAUCCUCGUACAGAAGCACUCAUGAGAUGCAACCAUUGUCCAAGUCUACCGAAGAAACCGCAUAA